AAGGAUUCUGCACAUGCCUCAUUGGAGUUCCUCAUUAGUGCAUCUCUUGAUUUUUAUACUUCUUAUAGCGUUAUUGGAAUGCUGAGGAAGCGGUGCAACAGCGUAGCGACAGUAUAAUGUCCGCGAUGAAAAUAGCCACGUGAAAAGUCAAACGAGUCACGCGACAUGCCGUUCCUAGCUAUAGUACCUGGUAUAUCGGGUUGUAACUAUCAUAAUAGCGAAAACAAUCCCUUUCCCCUCAGCCAGCGGUGGCAUAACGGUAGCGAAGCGGAAGCUGAAAGUAACGCAGAAGCUCUUACUACCCUCUUCCUCCUUCCAGGAGCCGGGUUCCUGGCGCAUCUCGCGAUAUCGGCCGUCCCGCUCUCUAUCCGUCUUUCCAUUAUCGCCUUCCAUUACCGUCCAAAUCCAAUUCUCUCUCUCCCAAUUGCGUUUUCACGCGCGUUCGCGGUUGAUUUUCACCGAUAACCUUGAGUGCCCCGUAGACAAUACCUAUCGUCAUGAGAGAUAUACACGUUGGAAGAAGGUCGAGUGACGGUGGCGAUAAUAGUUAGCGAUGGACGAAGACGCGGUGGACGGCACGGCGGGAAGAAGAGACGGCGAACAGCGAGGAGGGAAAGAAAAACAGGAGUAGAGAGAAAGAACGAGAGGGAGAGACCGGUGAUGGCUGCGAUGAUGACGGUCAGUGGUUGUGUAUACCGGUUAAGCCGUUCAGUACCAGCCCGGCGUCCGUCACGGCUAAACCUCAACCGUUCGGUUUCGGCCCGCUAUUCUAUUCUAGCAUCGCGCGCGCGCGCGCGCGAUCGAAUUUCCUGUCCCUGUUACACGCUCGUAUUCGUCGCCACACGCGCACGCAUUUCGUUCCCCCUUUGCCCUGCCCCUUUUCCCCUCUGACCAAACUUGAAUUUCUAAACAGACGUAUACGACUCGAGCCGUCGCUUGAAAAAAAAAACCAAGAAAAUAAAAAUGGAACUGUCUACUCAUUUACUUAUUUAAUGAGUGCGCUAAGUAAUUUGAAGAAACGUCAGCUGUGAUGCGAAAUAAUGCACGUAAGCGGAAUUAGACAGCGAACAAUGGUUUCCUGAUGAAGCGACGGCUGUCCACGUCGGAAUAUUGUAGAGGAGCACAGUGUUACCGUAGAAUCUUUUUCUUUGUUUUUUUAACAAUUGAAUCGUGCGUUUCUAAUCUAACACGAUGCGGUCAAGCGAUCGAUGACUAUUCGUUGCAACGCUGAUGACCGAGCAUCUCGAGAUCCGUUUAAUCGCUUCUGACACAGGAAUCGAGACGUCACCGGACUAUCGGUUUAAAUUCACACAGUUUUGUUCUCGGAGACGCUAGAUUGAAUUUUCCAAGUGUACGAUCGGUUUCGCCAGGAUGAAGAACUGAACAUUCAACGAGUCGGUCCUCGCGCGAUGUCCGUUUUGUUCGCGCCGGUCCACGUCGUGAAUCACGGUGAAUCACGAUGGUGAUUUCCCCGUGUGACCAUGCCGUCGAGAACUCGUGGUUGUCGUUGUGCGGGGUACGAGAUGAGUCACGAGGAUACGUUGAUUCGAAGUGAGCGCGGAUGAAGUGAUUACGAGGACUCGUGGACUUCCAAAUCCAGCGGACCAGCCGGUCCGAGAGCGAUCCAGGGAUCAGGAUGCGGUGGAUCGGUUACGUGGCCACGAUUCUCUGGUGGUCGGGCAUCGCCAGGUCUCUCAGUACGCUGAAUCGAGGUCACAGUUACAAAAUCACUCCAAAACCCUGUAGAGUGCCCGGUUCGGAGAAGGAAGGCACGUGUAUGUUCGUGUGGGAGUGCAUCAAGUCCGAGGGAACGCACGUGGGUGUAUGCGUGGAUACCUUCAUGUUCGGCAGUUGCUGCGUUCACAACACGACGGUAAACACGAUAGGUGCCUCUCAUCAGUCUUCUCCUUCUCCUCCUCAUCAUCAUCAUCAUCAUCAUCAUCAGCAGCAGCAGCAGCAGCAGCAGCAGCAGAAACAACAGCAGCACGACGGUACGAGUACACUCAGGCCAGGUGUACUCUUGGAACCAACGGGGAACGAGACCAUCAGACUGACAUCGACUUCUCUCUUGGGCUUCUCCUCAACAGCGUCGAGCACCACGAAGCCAAAUCUCCAUCACUUCUCGGGAUCCCACGGUUACGGCGGAAGCUCGACCAGACCGAUGAAACCGUACUCGCACGGUGCCGGGAGGCCCUUGCAGAAGAGGCCGCACGCCAAACCAACGUCCGAGCACGACGUCGACGUCCUGCAGACCCCCGCGGUGUCCUCCGCAUCAACGAACACGUGGGCGGAAAAGAGACCGCAGGAAAGACCGACGAAGAGACCGGGUCAUCACGCGGGUCAUUCUCAUCAUCACAAGACCAGGCCGAACGACGGAGCGCCGAGCGAGAAACCGUCGCUUGCUCAGAGCCAACCGGGUUUCAAGGACAAACUAGAGACGCACAACACUCUAAUAGUACGCUUGCCGGGGAAGGAGCACGCCGACGAUGAGGUCGUUGGUUCGAGCAAGCCGAGCAAACAGGGUAAACCGGGUAAACCGGGCAAUCAAAGGCCCUUUGAGUCGCGGCCGGAGGAUGGCAAGACCGAAGACGCCGAUCUCAGCGUGCAGGAGACGAUAAAUCGACCGAAUGUCAAUUCCGUCAUUGAAAGCGAAACGGGAAAAGAGCCGCAUCCGGGUUUGAAUUUCGUGCACACCGAAAGGCCACAUUGGGCAACCAAGCCAGUACAGUCGAAACCAUCGUCGACGGACUUCUCGAAGCCGUACUUUUCAAUCAAAACGACCACUUAUCGGCCGAUAAGCAAUCAACCAGAUCAUAGACCGAAUUUUAUCUCGAGACCCAACUGGGUACUGACCACAAAAACGUCGACGACGACGACUGUCAGGCCGACAUACUCCAGAUUGCCUUCUACUAGCGCAGCCGGAUCCGUGCCACAAACCUCUCACUGGCAAGUGACCACGGAACCGGCGUUCGUCACAAAACAAAAACCGUCCUCGGCAUCGUCCUCAUUCUCGUCAUCCUUGCCAACAUCGCUCUCCUCACCGUCGUCGUCAUCUUCGUCAUCCAAACCGAUAACCGCGAUUACCGUGCCGGAAACGGUACGAACGCCGUCUUUAAGCACGAAUUCCCAUGUCUGGUCGAACAGCUGGACACCACCUAAACCAUCCUUGAAGCCACACUGGACCGACAGUCCCAGUCUUCUACAAAAUGGGCCGGAAAACUUUCCACCGCGACCGAGCCUAAAGCCAACCGAAUCGCAACAGAGCACCGAAUAUCAGAAGCCCUUGGGUUCGGCGCAUUACAUAACGACGUCCCACUUGGAGACUUCAACUAGGCCGCGGCCAACGAAGAAAACCACAAUGCAGAGCACGACGCCGUCCACAUUGUCCUCCGCGAGCGGUACAACCAAUCCGACGACAGCGAUGGCAACGGUGACGACCACGAGCAGCACGACCAGCGCGAGCAGCACGAGCAUCGUCACGACUCAAGGUACGUCAACCACCGAGGAGGCGGCGAACGAGAAGGCGACGGGCUCGGUGAUGACGGUCGCGGCCGCUGACGAGAGCAAAAAUAUGCAGUGCGGUGUACCGCCGCUAUUCCCGCGGCCGGAAACGAGGAUCGUCGGCGGCAAGGACGCGUCGUUCGGUCGGUGGCCCUGGCAAGUGUCCGUACGUAGGACCUCCUUCUUCGGCUUCUCGAGUACUCACCGUUGCGGCGGAGCGGUGCUAAACGAGAAUUGGAUCGCCACCGCGGGCCACUGCGUCGACGAUUUGCUGACAUCGCAAAUCCGAAUACGAGUCGGCGAGUACGAUUUCUCGUCCGUGCAAGAGCGGCUGCCCUACGUGGAGCGCGGCGUCGCCAAGAAGGUCGUGCAUCCCAAGUACAACUUCUUCACGUACGAGUACGACCUCGCGCUGGUGCGACUCGAGAGUUCCUUGACGUUCGCCGCGCACAUCUCGCCUAUUUGCCUGCCGGCUACGGACGACCUUCUGAUCGGGGAGAACGCGACGGUCACCGGUUGGGGAAGGUUGAGCGAGGGUGGAACGCUGCCCUCGGUGUUGCAGGAGGUUUCCGUGCCGAUAGUGAGCAACGACAGGUGCAAGUCGAUGUUCUUGAGGGCCGGCAGACACGAGUUCAUACCAGACAUUUUUCUCUGCGCCGGUUACGAGACCGGCGGGCAGGAUUCGUGUCAGGGCGACUCCGGAGGACCUCUGCAGGUUCGCGGAAAGGAUGGCAGAUACUUUCUCGCUGGUAUCAUAUCCUGGGGCAUCGGUUGCGCGGAGGCCAACUUACCGGGCGUCUGCACGCGGAUAUCCAAGUUUGUACCAUGGAUUUUGAAGAACGUCACUUGAUUCACUCGACGGACAAGUGAUAUAAUUCUUAUAUUCGAAUGAAAUUCAUCACGCGAAUAAGCGAUUCGCGGUGUCGUCUCGUGCGAUAUCAAAAGACAUUAUCUUAGAUUUCUCACGCGAGUGAAAAUACGCCUUUUUUAUCGUUUGCAUUUAUUUAUUUGCAUUUACACUGCCACUCAUGGAAUAAAGAUCCUAUUAAAGUUGCUACAUAUAUAAACAUAUAUAUAUUUAUAUAUAUUUAUAUAUAUUAGUGACGUAUGUGAAAUCUCGUGCAUUGUAGCAGCACACUGAACUGUAUUUAUACAUAAAAGUAAGUAAGGAAAUAAUAUAUUUGCUAGAUUAAGGCUAAGUAAACAAGGGAAGUCUGAGUUGUGUAAUAAAAAGAUCAAAGGAGUAGUUCGAUAGAUUUCGAAGAUAUAUCGUUAUCAUUCUUGCCACUUUGCCUCCGAAUAGGAAAUAUGAUACACAUACACACAUAUAUAUGUAUACACGAACACACAUACACUGGAAAGGAAUGAAGAAUCGUCGAUUUGUAAAUUACAUAAACACCGCAUGUUUUAUCGUUGUAAAACCAGUUUCAAAGCCAGACACUGUCGAUCCUAUAGUGUAGACAAAUGCAAUCAGAGCUAAAGAAAAAUAUGAAUUGUCAUUGAUUAAGAAUCGUGAUCUCGAUUCUUAUAGUUUUCGCAAAAAGAAGCGCACGAUAAGUAUCUGCUUUUAUUAAUUAGCGAGCUGUAUAGAAAGUUUACUCUCUUUACUGUACGGCGUGAGAUAGCUUGGAAUAUUUUUCCAAAUGCUCAAUCCUAUACAUUUAAAGUUACGCUCACUGCCACUCUCUUAUCUUUUAUAUUUUCUUUAUUUACAAAUAGGAAUUUGUACAGAGCACAAUAUUAAUUGCGUGUACUUGAUAAUAACUGUGUGCGAACUAAUAGGAGAAAUUCACAUUAUAAAAUUAUUUAUAAGUAUCGUCAAAUAAACGAGUGUUUAUUUAAACCUUAA
This is a messenger RNA of Solenopsis invicta (red fire ant), 5350 nucleotides long. RefSeq names its product serine proteinase stubble. The record is from RefSeq and is a predicted model, not a curated record. The transcript has 9 exons. Gene Ontology annotation, molecular function: serine-type endopeptidase activity. Gene Ontology annotation, biological process: proteolysis. Bases 1637 to 4351 code for a protein of 904 amino acids. Lineage: Eukaryota; Metazoa; Arthropoda; Insecta; Hymenoptera; Formicidae.